Messenger RNA from Cantharellus anzutake, 1253 nucleotides. RefSeq names its product methionine adenosyltransferase. Gene Ontology annotation, molecular function: methionine adenosyltransferase activity; ATP binding. The coding region runs from base 48 to 1253 and encodes 401 amino acids. Lineage: Eukaryota; Fungi; Basidiomycota; Agaricomycetes; Cantharellales; Hydnaceae. Gene Ontology annotation, biological process: S-adenosylmethionine biosynthetic process. The record is from RefSeq and is a predicted model, not a curated record. Gene Ontology annotation, cellular component: cytosol. The transcript is spliced from 8 exons.
CUCUCCUCCCCUAUCACCCUUUUAGACUCCUUUUAUAUCCUUAAAAAAUGCCGGCUAACGGUGCUGUUCAGGCCGUUCUUCCCCACGGACACUUCCUCUUCACAAGCGAGAGUGUUGGUGAAGGACAUCCAGACAAGAUUUGUGAUCAGGUCUCAGAUGCCAUAGCAGUAAUUCUCUAUUUCAUUGCUCAGCUUGAUGCCUGCCUGGAGCAGGAUCCUUUCUCUAAGGUUGCUUGUGAAACGGCCUCGAAGACGGGCAUGAUCAUGGUGUUUGGCGAGAUCUCCACCAAGGCACAUCUCGAUUAUCAGAAAAUCAUCCGGGAGACCAUUCGCCAGAUCGGAUAUGAUGACUCGUCCAAGGGCUUCGAUUAUAAGACUUGCAACAUCCUUGUUGCCAUUGAGCAACAAUCCCCAGAUAUCGCCCAGGGUUUGGAUCAUGGUAACCUUGAGAACCAUGGGGCUGGAGAUCAAGGCAUUAUGUUUGGUUAUGCGACGGAUGAGACGGAAGAAUGCAUGCCCCUCACCGUUGCUCUCGCACAUGAGCUCAACUUUGCCAUGGCAGUUGCGCGUCGUUCCGGCGCCCUUCCAUGGCUCCGUCCCGAUUCCAAGACACAAGUUACCAUUGAAUACAAGAAGGAUGGUGGUGCGGUGAUUCCUCUGAGAGUUGACACUGUCGUCAUUUCUACUCAGCACGCUGAUACCAUCACCACUGAGGAGCUCAGACGUGAGGUGAUCGAGAAGAUUGUAAAGCAGGUCAUUCCUGCCAAACUCUUGGAUGAGCGUACCAUUUAUCAUAUACAACCCUCUGGACGUUUUGUGAUCGGUGGACCUCAAGGCGAUGCGGGCCUGACAGGCCGCAAGAUCAUUGUUGACACGUACGGUGGCUGGGGUGCCCAUGGUGGAGGUGCUUUCAGCGGGAAGGACUUCUCCAAAGUUGAUCGCUCCGCCGCUUACACUGCUCGUUGGAUUGCGAAGUCCUUGGUGAAGGCUGGCCUGGCUCGUCGUGUCCUUGUUCAGCUUUCGUACGCAAUCGGCGUGGCCGAGCCUUUGUCUAUAUACGUGGACACCUAUGGGACCGGCAAAAAGUCGGACGAUGAGUUGGUCACUAUCAUUAGAAAGAAUUGGGAUCUACGUCCUGGCGUUAUUGUGCGCGAACUUGACCUGCAGAAACCGCAAUAUCUCAAGACCGCUUCCUAUGGUCACUUUGGUAACCCAAGCUAUGCGUGGGAAAAGCCUAAGCAGCUCAAAUUAUAA